Molecule: messenger RNA, 1526 nt
Organism: Exserohilum turcica Et28A
Lineage: Eukaryota; Fungi; Ascomycota; Dothideomycetes; Pleosporales; Pleosporaceae
Exons: 1
Coding region: 38-1468 (476 amino acids)
Biological process (GO): mRNA splicing, via spliceosome
Cellular component (GO): spliceosomal complex
Molecular function (GO): pre-mRNA 3'-splice site binding
Source: RefSeq, a predicted model, not a curated record
UCGCUCACCACGUCUUCGGCAUCCCGCAUCACCAAAGAUGCCGCCCUCACAGCCCAAGAAGCCUGACGUGUCCGCUGCCGCCAAAGAGCGCAACGAAUACAUCCCCUCGUUCAUCUCCAAGAAGCCCUUCUAUGCCGUCGACGAAGAUGGCGAAGACAACACGGAUUACCUCGAGCACCAGCGUCUCCAGAAGCAGGAACAAGACUCAAAAUGGUACGAUCGCGGCAAGAAAGCCGGUCCCGCGGCAACAAAGUUCCGCAAAGGCGCAUGCGAGAACUGCGGAGCCAUGACGCACAAGAAGAAGGACUGUUUGAGCCGGCCGCGCAAGGCUGGCGCAAAGUAUACGGGCAAGAACAUCGAGGCAGAUGAGGUCGUCCAGGAAGUUCAGUUGGGAUUCGAUGCGAAACGCGACCGCUGGAACGGGUACGAUGCGUCCAACUUCGAGGAGGUGAUUGAGGAGUACAACGCCAUGGAGGAAAUGCGCAAAAAGGCAAAGGAGGCAGAGAAGGGCGACAAGUCGGACAACGAGGAUGACGGCGACAAGUACGACGCCGAGACCGACAUGGGGCGGAAGCAGGCCACAUCUACACGGAACCUGCGGUUACGAGAGGACACUGCAAAAUACCUUCUCAAUCUUGAUCUCGAUUCGGCCAAAUAUGACCCCAAGACGCGUUCCAUGGUCGACAGCGGCGCGACAGCAGACAGCGCAGCCCAAUUGGUGGCCGAAGAAGGCUUCAUGAAGGCAUCUGGAGAUGCCGCAGAGUUUGAAAAGGCACAGCGGUACGCGUGGGAGACACAGGAGCGCGGAGACAAGAACAAGCUUCAUCUGCAGGCCAACCCUACAUCUGGUGAGGUCAUGAGGAAGAAACAACUCAAAGAGGCUGAAGAGGCAGCGGUCGCCAAAAAGAAAGCGCUGGCUGAGAAGUACGGAACGCAAGAGAAGUUCACCAGCGACACACUGCGCAGGACGGCCGUCACAGAAAACGAGCGGUAUGUCGAAUACGACGAGCGAGGCGCCAUCAAGGGCGCACCAAAGGUGAAGGCAAAGUCGAAAUACCCAGAGGACGUGCUGCUCAACAACCACACAUCUGUCUGGGGCAGCUGGUGGUCCAACUUCCAAUGGGGCUUUGCUUGCUGUCACUCGACGGUCAAGAACUCAUACUGCACGGGCGAGGCAGGCAAGGAAGCCUUUGAGUUAGCGGAUCGCAUGCGAACGGGUGCUGAUCUCGACGAGGUUCCAAAGGAGAUUGCAUGGAAGGAAGAGGAAGCGCUUGAGGAGCAUGUCCCCAAUGCUCCAGACGAAGCCAAGAAAGCAAAGGCAGAUGCGGCGAGUCGGAAACGAGCCCUCGACGAGAUGACUGGGCAGGCAAAUGAAGAGGAGAUGGAGGAGUAUCGCCGGAAGCGUACCAUGGCGGCAGACCCUAUGGCGGCAUACCUCUCCAAAGGCGGUAAAAGUGAGGCGAUUUGAGUUGUCCGAUGGCACCACGUUGUCAUGGGGCGUUUGUUGUGUAGCGGUAGCAUUGCAU